AGGGGAUUAACGUGAAAACGCUCUACUUUCAAUGGAGACUUGUUAGGAACUCACGAAUUCCGGCUUUUUCUUUAUAAAGAACAAUAACUAAGUUAUUUUUUUUAACCCGCAGAGUUAUCGUUUAUAGUUUGUCGCGUAAUUCAUCUCGUAAAAAGAAGUUUCGUACAGAUCCUGAAGUUUGUCCACAAGUGGUUUUGAAUGAGGAAAUCGUCCCAAGCUAACGUUAUGUAGCAAGCUAAUCUCAUAUCUGUUAAACCAUCGUUAACAAGUUCUAAAUCCUACACAGAGGUAUGACCGAGUACAAGCUGGUGGUGGUCGGGGCAGGAGGCGUGGGGAAGAGUGCUCUCACCAUCCAGCUCAUCCAGAAUCACUUUGUAGACGAGUAUGAUCCAACCAUCGAGGACUCGUACAGAAAGCAGGUGGUGAUCGAUGGAGAGACCUGUCUGCUGGACAUCCUGGACACUGCGGGUCAGGAGGAGUACAGCGCCAUGCGGGACCAGUACAUGAGGACGGGGGAGGGCUUCCUCUGCGUGUUUGCCAUCAACAACACCAAGUCGUUUGAGGACGUUCACCUGUACAGAGAGCAGAUCAACCGGGUGAAGGACAGCGACAGCGUUCCCAUGGUGCUGGUGGGGAAUAAGAGCGACCUCGGUACUCGCACGGUGGAGACGCGGCAGGCCCAGGAGCUGGCACGAAGCUACGGAGUGCCGUUUGUCGAGACCUCUGCCAAAACCAGACAGGGGGUGGAGGAGGCGUUCUAUUCGCUCGUACGGGAGAUCAGAAGAUAUAAAGAGACCAACCGCAGCAACAAGAAGAGCAAGAAGAACACUCAGAGACGCUGCAAUAUACUAUAGCAAACCACACACACACACACACACACACACAGCAUCUUUUACAGCACUUGUCUCAUUCCCUCCCUCACUCUCUGCACCUCCUCCUCCUCCUCCUGCGUCGCGUUGGAGGCGUCCAGCACUGAUCUCCACGGGGCGGAGGAAGACGAGGAAGAAUCUGUUUUUACUGCUGUCACAGUGUGCAGAGAUUCAGGGUCGUCUCAACACCAGAAUAUUAAACUCAGACCCCAGUUCAGUACCCGUUUUGAUACCACAGAAGCAAAAAAUAGAAGUCCCAGUCCCCUGACAUAGAGGUUCAUAUCUUUUUUCUUUUUUAAAUCAAUGAAAGAAAUGCACAAAUACAUUGCCAACAUAUUUGUGCAACUCGUCUGUCUUUGCAUCGCUGCAGCUUCUGGUUUAAAAUCUGACUGAAGCUCUGAAGGUUUCUUAAAGGCCCUGACACACCGAGGAGAUUGUCGUCCGUCUGUCCUAGUUGGACCGUUGGUGAGCGGUCGUCGCCCUACUUUUGUGGUGUGUCCGGCCCCCGUCUGCCUUUUUAUUUUUAUUUUAUUUUUUAGCUGAUUCGACAUGUUGAAUCGUUCUGUGAGAGGAAUCUCUCUGAUUGGCUGUCCUGAGGUUUCAUUUCUCUCCAGCUCUCCUCUCAGGUUCAGGAAAGCCCCUUGAGCAUGUCGCUGUAGUAUCCAUGCUUUCACCCAUUAGUGUGGUUUCUCCUUAUUUGUCUCCUCCGCCUCUUCUUUUCUUUUUACACUAAAAGACCAAGGGCUGACAACGGCAGCGCCAUUUUCAACUUUUUAUCAGACAUUAAUCUCCAUUAGUAGACUUCCUAUAAUAUGAGUGGUGAGCGACAGCGGUGUGAAAAUGGUCUUCUCGUAUCAUAACAGACUACCGCCCCCUGCUGGCAUGGAGGGUUAUUUCCUCUUGUGCAGAACGUACGUGGUGGUUGGCCAUCAGCUGUAGUCUUUGUGGUGUGUUCAAGUGCAACUUUUUGGCCAGGACAAAAGCGAGGGUGAAACUCUGGAUUAAGGCUCCUCCUAGAAAUAUCAGGAGUUUUCUGCAGGUGUGAAAGCACGAUCACAGAUGUUAAUUUGUCCACUGUGCUGUGUCCAUCCACACUGGGAAGUCUGCCAUUUUCUUCUUUAAUUUUACGACUAAAUGACUUGAAACUUCAGUUUAUAGUCGAUUUUUUUUUGUUGAGCUCUAGUAUAAACUAAACUUCAGUAGGUGGUAGAAAGUAUUUUUUGUAUUUUUCCCUGAAUGUAAACGAGAUGAUUCUCUUCUCCUGUGCUCAUUCCUCCAGCCAAUGUUUUUUUAACGACUGUUCAGGUCCUGUUAGGGGGUCCGGGGGUCCAGGGCUCACGCUGCGACCCUUUUAGUCCCAAAUCUGAAAUCACUGUUUUAGUACUCGCCAUUUUUUUAAGAGGUGAAACCUGUGAUGAGUGAAUGUGAUUGUUUGGUACAUCAUGAAAACAUUACGAUCAAGAAAGAUUUUUUUUUUUUUUCUUUUUUUAAUACCGGUUACCUGCCGCUCCCCGACAGAUAACCGGUUUCUGUACGUUUGGAAAGUGUAGUCUUCCUUGUUUUUUUUUUGUUUUUUUAAAGGUUAGCAUGUCGUCUGAGGCUUGAAACACACCAGCUCUGUUUUUUUAUUUCUCUCACCACGGCCACAGACGGUGCACUUUAUUCACCUCCUGCAUUGAUUGUAGCGUUCAGCUCGUGCCAUGUGGAAAGUGUCGAGCAGGAACUGAGGAGCCGUAUCAAACGAGCGGCUGAUCUCUGAUGUCACUUUGAAUUUUUCACAGAAUCAUUGAAGAGUUUGCUCCACAUGUUCUCUGUUUCUCUAAUCUCACUUUAACUCUGUUUCGAGCCUCAGUAUUGUUUUGUUUUUUCUCCUCCCGUCUGACUGCAGAUAUCUGAGACAGUCCAUACGAUGUUUAAAGCACGCUGCUGGACUUUCAGGACAUUCAGUAGAGCUUCACUUUUUAUAGCAGUGAGUGAUUUAGUUAAUAACUGUAAGAGAUUGUAAAGAAAACAUCUAUUUUUGUAGCAUUAGAGCUCCCAGUUUAAGUGAACAUCUGGAUUCAGAAACAGAUGUUUGUUUAUGAAAUUCAGGGAGCUCACUGAGUUUGUGUCCUGCUCUCUGAAUCAGUGCAUGAAGAAUUCCUGCUUUCAGCUCCGUGUCUCCGUCCGGACUUCAGAAUAAUGUUUUAAAUGAUUUUUAAAUGUGGAGAACUUCACCUGACCCCAACGAGUUGUUCCUGACCGCUGUGUCAUCUUUGAAUCUUCCAAACAUUCUGCUGUAACGAACAAGUAAACGUCUUCAGCUCUGA
Messenger RNA from Labrus bergylta (ballan wrasse), 3178 nucleotides. RefSeq names its product zgc:55558. The record is from RefSeq and is a predicted model, not a curated record. Gene Ontology annotation, biological process: Ras protein signal transduction. Gene Ontology annotation, molecular function: GDP binding; GTPase activity; GTP binding. Gene Ontology annotation, cellular component: plasma membrane. NCBI's taxonomy places the organism in Eukaryota, Metazoa, Chordata, Actinopteri, Labriformes, Labridae.